Messenger RNA from Rotaria socialis, 816 nucleotides. Lineage: Eukaryota; Metazoa; Rotifera; Eurotatoria; Philodinida; Philodinidae. The record is from the annotation of a GenBank genome assembly.
AUGGCCAGUGAAGAGAGUCGAAAUCUCAAUUAUCUUCUGCGUAGUGUAAACGAUAUGCGAACAAAGACACCUGACCUUACGAAACGCUUUCGAAAGAAACGAUCAAACAAAGUCGACGAGUAUUACACUGCCAUGCAUAAUAUAAGUAAUGCUCAAAGUUCUGGGUCGAACAAGUCAAUUAAUGAACCGUACGUUACAAUCCAGAAAACUGAUUUGAAUGCGAGUCAUGGCAAUUUCACAAAAGUGAAUACCUACAUGAAGUCGGAAGAGACUGGUAAUCCAGGUAUUACAGCUCCGAGUGAUCAACACCAUGCGGAGCGUAACUCAGCUGAUUCUCGACCUGGAGUUCGUGUUCGGCGAGUGAGCAAAAUGUUAAGCGUAGACGAAAAUAUCAACAAUGAGAACAUUGACGCAGCGAAAACCGACCAGCAGAGAGUGAGAUCGGUUUCGAUGUCAUCUCUGAAUAUUAACCCAGUCAAUGUGACACGAUUACGACGAAAGAGUUCCACCGGAAUUGUUAAUACAAAGUCAUUCCAGAACCAUUCUAACUUGAAAAAUCAUGCUGUUUCUGAAAAUUUGAGGAUUAGCGCAGAUAAUUUAAUAAAUGCUAACUCGGCAAGUAUGUGCCCAUUACCAAGAACGCGCGCAAACAGUGUCAAGAUUGUUAAGAUGAAGAAAUCAUUAGGUAAAGUGCAGCCAGUCAAUAAUGAUCCAAGUCUGAAUUUGUUACCGACGGACAAUCCAAUUCGUUCGUCCAACGGAGUAACUAUAACCAAAGUUUCACGGGUCAAAACUACUGCGACAACAGACACAUAA